Molecule: messenger RNA, 717 nt
Organism: Solanum verrucosum
Lineage: Eukaryota; Viridiplantae; Streptophyta; Magnoliopsida; Solanales; Solanaceae
Product: nuclear transcription factor Y subunit B-4-like
Exons: 2
Coding region: 1-717 (238 amino acids)
Biological process (GO): regulation of transcription by RNA polymerase II
Cellular component (GO): CCAAT-binding factor complex; nucleus
Molecular function (GO): DNA-binding transcription activator activity, RNA polymerase II-specific; protein heterodimerization activity; RNA polymerase II cis-regulatory region sequence-specific DNA binding
Source: RefSeq, a predicted model, not a curated record
AUGGCUAAUGGUAAUCAUGUUGGUUCAGGAAAUGGAGGAUUUCAUAGCUAUCGCAGAUCCCCGCAACCAACCCCUGCCCGUUCCCCUUCCCCUGAUAUGGAGAGAAGCAUGGAGCUGCCUUCUCAUCUCAACCAGGAAAUUGCUGCCAAUGAAGAAGAUUCUGAAUGCACCAUUCGGGAGCAAGACCGAUUCAUGCCAAUAGCCAACGUGGUCAGAAACAUGCGCAAGAUCCUUCCUCCCCAAGCCAAGAUAGCCGAUGAAUCCAAACUGGUCAUCCAAGAAUGUGUCUCUGAGUUCAUAAGCUUUGUAACAGGCGAAGCUAACGAUCGUUGCAAGCUUGAGCAGCGCAAGACAAUCACUGCUGAAGACUUGCUUUGGGCCAUGAACGCACUUGGUUUUGAUGACUACGUUGAACCCUUGACUUUGUACUUGCAACGUUAUCGUGAGUUGGAUGGUGGUGAGCGUGGAUCCGUGAGAGGAGAUCCUUUGCCGUUGAAGCGCCCAAUGGUUAAUCCAGCUUCAGGCUACAGCCUCAUGCCCAAUCACCUGCCUCCUAAUUUUCCAAUGGCUCAUCACCAUGGUUAUUUUGUGUAUCCACCACCAAUGGGCAACAGUUAUAGGCAGGGGGAUGCAUCAAGUGGAAGCAGUUCUCAUGAGUGUGCAGUGGCUCCUGUGGAUAGUGACGUUGAGUCUCCUGCGGAAAAGAGUAAGGAGUGA